Mangifera indica (mango) is the source of this 460-nucleotide messenger RNA. RefSeq names its product phenolic glucoside malonyltransferase 1-like. The record is from RefSeq and is a predicted model, not a curated record. Lineage: Eukaryota; Viridiplantae; Streptophyta; Magnoliopsida; Sapindales; Anacardiaceae. The transcript has a single exon. The annotation marks the transcript as partial.
AUGGCGUCAUUCAACAACGUUAAAAUACAGGAGGUUUCUAAAGUGACUUCUCCCUUCGAUUCCAUUACUGAGUUUUCUCUCCCUCUGACCUUAUACGACACUUAUUGGUUCAAUUUUCCGCCUGUUGAACGCCUUUACUUGUAUCAAAUCACUCACUUAACCCCUCACUUCUUUACUCAGUUAUCCUCCCAGACUCAGCACUCUCUCUCUCCUCUCUCUCACUUCCUCCAUUAUUUCCCUCUUGCUGGUAACCUUACUGGCCCGGAUGCCUCAAAGCCAUUCAUCUACUACUCCCCGGACGUUGGUGUUUCAGUCACUGUUGGAGAGUCCACCGCCGACUUCAAUUCGCUCUCUGAUAAUGGAGUUCAUGAGGCCGCGGAACUUCAUCCUUUAAUCCCUCAAUUGGUGGCUUCUGAUGACAAAGCAGCGGUGAUAGCUGUACAAAUAACUUUGUUACCAG